This is a messenger RNA of Coprinopsis cinerea okayama7#130, 447 nucleotides long. RefSeq lists its product as hypothetical. Bases 1 to 447 code for a protein of 148 amino acids. The record is from RefSeq and is a predicted model, not a curated record. Lineage: Eukaryota; Fungi; Basidiomycota; Agaricomycetes; Agaricales; Psathyrellaceae. The transcript has a single exon.
AUGUGCUUCGCUAUCUGUCCUCGAAACUCACGCACACCCGUCUCCUACGAUCUCGUGGUGAGGGAGAAAUGGUAUCGGGAUGCGACAGUGAUACUCUCCAUCCACCAAAACGAAACACUAUUGACGGGCGGCGUCUACUUCAAGCGUGCCCUCGACACCAACGAGCAAGAAGCUUUUCUGCAGAAGUUCCAUGGAAUGUUCGAGACCCAAUGGUCCCCAAAUGAUAGCCCCUUCCAUAACAAGCGGAAGGAGAUCCGUAGGGUGCGAUCUUUUGAAGUCAGGGAUUCUCCAAUGCCGCCUGACACCAUACUUGCCCGUCGCCUUUAUUGGGCAGCGGCGACGUUCCGAGGCCACUUGGAAACUUCUUGGGACUGGAGGGACAUGCUUCAAAGUAAUUUCGAGGAAUGGAAGAGGGAAAUGGUGCGUAAACUCUGCUUCACGAUAUGA